Messenger RNA from Orcinus orca (killer whale), 6869 nucleotides. RefSeq names its product gamma-glutamyltransferase 5 (gene GGT5). The record is from RefSeq and is a predicted model, not a curated record. Gene Ontology annotation, biological process: glutathione catabolic process; leukotriene D4 biosynthetic process; inflammatory response. Lineage: Eukaryota; Metazoa; Chordata; Mammalia; Artiodactyla; Delphinidae. The transcript has 13 exons. Gene Ontology annotation, molecular function: leukotriene-C(4) hydrolase activity; glutathione gamma-glutamate hydrolase. Gene Ontology annotation, cellular component: plasma membrane. Bases 1301 to 3187 code for a protein of 628 amino acids.
AAAAAACUUAGAGGAAAAACACUCUUUGACAUAAACCACAGCAAGAUCCUCUUCUGAGGAUGUCAGAAGCCCUGCUUGGCCGUUCAGCCUCCUCUUCCAGGACUGGCAGUCGUCUGGAGGGGAAAAGCGGCUCCAAAAGCCAGGCUCCUCUCACUCGGAGGCCUGUAUUUCUCUCCUGCUUCUGACACCUUUGAGCAGAUGUUUUCUAUUUGUCUGGCUUUUCUAGUUGUCUGUGGAAGUUUGGUCUGAAUUGUUUAGUCUUUCAUUACUAGGAUGUCUGCUUUACAUGUUAACAGAUUAUUUUUUAAAAAACCUAUGGGAGCAAGGCAGAUGCAGGGGACCAGAUGGGAGACUGUUACAGUAACCCAGGUGAGAGAUGCUGGUGGCUUAGACCAGGGUGGUGGUGUGGUGGAGGAGGUGAUGAGAAAGGAUUGGAAUCUAGGUGUAUUUUGGAGGUAUAACUAACAGGCAGGAUUGGCCAUUGGAUAUGGGGAUGAAAGAAAGUGACCAAUCAAGGACGACUCUGAGGUUUAUAGCCUGAGGGUGAAUGGUUGUGUCCUUUUCUAGGAUCAUGAUGACUAACAAAGGAGCAGUUUGGGGGGGCAGAGGUGGGAGGGAAGGAAAAAGUGCAGUUUAGGUCAUGUCAAGAGUGAAAUACCUCUUAGAUGCCUAGGGGAGGUAGCCUGUGGAUGGCUGGGGAUAAGUGCCUAGAGUUUAGGGGAGAUCAAAUUUGGGGGUCAUCAGCACAGAGGUUGCAUUUUAAGCCCUGAGCCUGGAUCAGCUCAUCUGGGGGAGGACACAGAUGUACCAGGACCGAGGACUGAGCCUGGGGCUUCUAACAUCUUGAGGUUGGGGUGGUGGGAGGAAAACCGGAGUGUGGUAGGUGGGGGUCCUGAAAGCCUAGUGCGGAGAGCACUUCCGAGGUCAAGUGAGAUGCGGCCUUUGUGAUGGGAAUUUAAAUUAGUUUUUUCCAGUUUGUCUUUUUUCUUUGUUUAUGGUGUUUUAUUCUAAUUAAAAUGUGUGUUUCUCUGUGCCUGGAUGUAGAAUCUUAGUUCUUUCAUACUUCUGUCUUUGUGCCCUCUUUCCCAUUCUAAGAUUACCUGUGUCCAUGUGGCCCCCAUGUGUGCCCACGUGUGGGCAGGGAUACGUGGCUCCGGGGAGGGGUGAGCCCAGCAUGGAGUCGUCGGAUCAGUGUGCCUGAGCUGAGAAGGUGCUGGGAGCCAUCCUCCAGCAGCACGGCUCACCCGUGGAUGCCACCAUCGCGGCUCUGGUCUGCACCGGGGUUGUCAACCCCCAGAGCAUGGGCCUGGGUGGAGGGGUCAUCUUCACUAUCUACAAUGCGUCCACAGGGAAGGUGGAGGUCAUCAACGCCAGGGAGACGGUACCCGCCAGCCACGUCCCAGGUCUGCUGGACCAGUGCAAGCAGGCCCAGCCUCUGGGCACAGGUGCCCAGUGGAUCGGGGUGCCUGGGGAGCUCCGUGGCUACGCUGAGGCCCACCACCGCCACGGCCACCUGCCCUGGGCGCAGCUCUUCAGGCCCACCAUCGCGCUGCUCCGGGGGGGCCUCCGCGUGCCCCGCAUCCUCAGCCACUUCCUGCAUAGCAGCUACCUGCGCCCUUCCCUGCAUGCAUCGUCCCUGAGGCAGCUCUUCUUCAAUGGGACAGAACCCCUGAGUCCUCAUGACCCACUCCCGUGGCCCGCGCUGGCCACCACCCUGGAGACCGUGGCUGCGGAAGGCGCAGAGGCCCUCUACACAGGGAGGCUGGGCCAGAUGUUGCUGGAGGACGUUGCCAAGGAAGGGAGCCUGCUGACCCCGCAGGACCUGGCAUCAUUCCGGCCUGAGGUGGUGGACGCCCUGGAGGUGCCCCUGGGAGACUACACCCUGUACUCACCGCCACCGCCUGCAGGGGGCGCGAUUCUCAGCUUUGUCCUCAAUGUGCUCAAAGGGUUCAACUUUUCCGCGGAGUCAGUGGCCAGGCCCGAGGGGAGGGUGAACUUGUACCAUCACCUCGUGGAGACGCUCAAGUUUGCUAGGGGGCAGAGGUGGCGGCUGUGGGACCCUCGAAGCCACCCGGAGGUCCAGAACGCCUCCCAGGACCUGCUGGGGGAGGCUCUGGCCCAGCACAUCCACCAGCAGAUCGACACCCGGGGUGACCACCAGCUCAGCCACUACAGCCUGGCCGAGACCUGGAGCCACAGGAUGGGCACGGCCCACGUGUCCGUGCUGGGGGAGGAUGGCAGUGCUGUGUCUGCCACCAGCACCAUCAAUACGCCCUUUGGAGCCAUGGUGUACUCACCGCGCACGGGCAUCCUCCUCAACAACGAGCUCCUGGACCUGUGCUGGAGGCACCGGCGGGGCUCCGGAGUCACCCCCCCUCCCGUUCCAGGUGAGCGGCCCCCUUCAUCCAUGGUCCCCUCCAUCUUGGUCAACGCAGCCCAGGGGUCGAAGCUGGUGAUCGGCGGGGCUGGCGGGGAGCUCAUCAUCUCUGCUGUGGCCCAGGCCAUCAUGAACAAGCUGUGGCUGGGCCUUGACCUGCAAGCUGCCAUUGCAGCCCCCAUCCUGCACGUGGACAGCAAGGGCCGGGUAGAGUACGAGCCCAGCUUCAGCCAGGACCUCAACUCUGAGAAUUUGGACCUGACAGCCUGGAAUCCAGAGAACCCCGAGCCCACGGCCCUCAGCUCCCUGGAAGGAGGUGAAGAAGGGGCUCCAGUACCGGGGCCAGAGCCAGACCGAGAGGCCCGUUUUCCUGAACGUGGUCCAGGCCGUGUCCCAGGACGGGGCCUGCGUGUACGCCGCAGCGGACCCCAGGAAGGGUGGGGAGCCCUCAGGCUACUAAAGAGGCUGCUCCCUCCCCAGAGCUGGGAUCCCACCCAGCACACGUCCAGGCUAGCCUGGUCCGGCAGAAUCUGGACCCCUUGGCUGGACGGUCAGCCUGGGGCUUCAAGAGGUGGGGACAGCCCAGCAGAUGGACGGCUGUGGGGGCCGAGCCGUGCCCUCCCAGAGCCCCUGUGGCCCUGCCCUGACCCCUCCAACCUCCCCAGGCCUCUCACCCAGGACUGGGCCCCCGCUCCCCGAAACCCCAUUCCCCACCUGUGUAUCUUCCAGUCCAAGAUUAAAGAAAAGGCUGCACCACGCCUGAUUCAGGGUCGAGGUGGGGAGGGGACCUUCAGAAAGCACGUGCAGUGAGCUGCAGCCCUCCACACACACCACCACGGAGCCAGGGAAACCAGACACGGGCUGGGCCUUCUCCAGGCCACCCCUGGACACUUGCUGGGGCUCCGCACACGCCGUUGGGAGGAAGGCAGGGGUGUGGCCUGGGGGCACCUGUCCCUGGCUCCUGGGGGCCCUUGGCCCAGGCCCGUCCUGGAGCUUGUCCUCCGUGCCAGGAAAAGGCUGGAUGAAGCGAGACCUAAGCCCUCCCCAGCCCCCAACUCCAACAUGUUCUCACCCUCAGCACUGUUGAUGUUUUGGGUGAGUCAUUCUUUGCGGGGGUGCUGUCCACGCACUGUAGGCGGUGGAGCAGCAGCCCUGGCCUCCCCUUGCUAGGUGCAGGGUCACCCCACCCCCACAGCCAGUCACCAAACUACCCCCGAUUGAGACCCACGAGCCCCCAGCCACCGUGGAUGGCUCUGCCAGCUCCUGAGUGCGCCACCCUCCCUGGGGGGGUCCUGCCCCAUGCCGAGUCCUGGGAGCAUUGGGAGUUCCUGUUUCACCCCAAACAUCCCACAGGGGUGUACCUCCGCCUGGAAGGGCGCCACUACAGAUCCAUCACCUCCCAUUCUGCCUGGAGUUCAGCCGCACAGGACGGGCUGGGUGUUGCUCCUGUGCCUGCUGGGACAGAGCACUACACACCGAGGGCCUUCAGACAACAGACACCCUCGCCGCAGUGCCUCCCAGCUGCAUCCCCAGAGCAUGAGAACGGUGUCCCUGCACUCCUGACUCACCCUCUGCCAUCCCUGGGACCCUCACCGUCCCCUGGAGCCUCAGUUACCACUUGUGAACUGAUGGGUCCCCGCCCAGGCUCUAGCCCAGGUUUCUGGACCAUCAGACUCACAUACCCACUCACCCGCCCACCUCCCACCUCCAGAGCACCUGGGAUCCACGGGCACCUCGGACUCAAUACACCCAACCAGAAGCCAGCUCUGAGGCAGCCGGAAGUUCUCUGGUGCCCCCCUCUCCCCCCUCCAUGAUAGUCACCCAGUCUUCUCCCUCCAUAUGCGUGGCUUGGCCUUGGUUCCAUCCCUUCGUCCCUUUCUGCCUCCUUGCCGCUGCCACAGCCUCGAUCCACUCCCUACUCGUGACAGUGAUGAGCCUUGGAAAAUGCAUACCUGAUCCUGCCAUGAGGCCACACAGAGCCCUCCUUGGCUUCUGGGGGCCCCGGAGGAAGCCCAUUCCUCUUGCUCCCUGCUCAUCCCACCCUAGGUUACUUGCCUGGCCCCUGCCCACAUCCCUCUUGGACCACAAGUAAUGCCAACCAAGAUGCAUUCCCAGCCCAGUUAGCGACUCUUACAGCCUCUUUAAACAUCUUGUUACACAGAGGAAAUCAAAGCGGUAUCUUCAAAAUAACAUUCACAUCAAUACAGAUCAGCCCCCACAGAAUAUAGCUAAAGCAGGGCUCAGAGGAAAAUAUAUUGCCUUAAAUAGUUACAUUAAUAAUAAUCAAAACAAAAUAUCUAGCAUACCAAGUUAGUAAAAGAACAACCAGGACAGUAAGGAAGGCAAGAGGAAGAAUUUAGUAACAACUGAAGCAGAAAUUGAUAAACUUGAAGUCAGAAGAACAGAUCUUUGAAAAAGAUAUAUAAGCUAUUAGCUACCCAAUUAGUAAAAAUGAAGGACGUGUAAAUACACACAAAAAAGAAAUGAGAACGGGGAAAUAACCUAAGCUAUAGAGGAAGUUAGAAGUACUAGAAAAGAUUACUCAUUUUAAUAAAAAUAACUUUGGAAACUUGACAAAAUAAAUUACUUUCUAGGAUGAUGUAAGUAGAAUUGCGAUACUUAACACAUACUAAAAACAUUGGCACUUAUCUGAAAUUCAGAUUUAAUUGGGCAGGCUUUAUUUUUACUUGCUAAAUCUGGCAAGCUUAAGUAUAAAUGACAAACGGGUCCAAGAAAGAGCAAAGGUCUAGACAUGUCAGUGAUCACAAAAAAAAACUGAGAACGUGGCAGGAGCACUGGUCUAUCUCAAAUGCCCUUCUGGAAAGUUUCCCAGGCGAAGUGUGUCCUGCCGUUAGGAUCAGAGGCCUGUCUUGCCAGUUAAGCCGCCACAGUGUAGAGCCCGGAGGAACAUUUCCACAUUCACUUUAUGAAGUCAGCAUAGGACUAGCCCCAAACUUGGCAAAGCACACCAAAGGCCAGUUGUGUUUGGGAAACAACACAAAACUCCUCAAACAAAUACAAGCAACGAGACUCCAAGCAACACAUUCAAAAGGACAGGGUGUCCGGGUGGGGCCAACACCACUACUGAUGGGAAUGUCCAUGAGAGGGACUUGUACUCCUUUCACCAGAGGAGAAAAAUCACGGAGUCCUCUCCAUGGAGAGGCAUUUGACAAAAUUCAGCACUCAUUCUUUUUUUUUUUUUUUUGCUGUACACGGGCCUCUCACUGUUGUGGCCUCUCCCGUUGAGGAGCACAGGCUCCGGACGCGCAGGCUCAGCGGCCAUGGCUCACGGGCCCAGCCGCUCCGCGGCAUGUGGGAUCCUCCCGGACCGGGGCACGAACCCGUGUCCCCUGCAUCGGCAGGCAGACUCUCAACCACUGCGCCACCAGGGAAGCCCUCAACACUCAUUCUUGAUUUAAACAAAACAAAACAAAACAAAAAACCCACAGACAAAACAACAACAGAACACUGAAUAAAAUGGAAAUAAAUGGAUAUUCCCUUAACAUGAAUAAAUAUCUCAAAACAACAGUAACAUCUGUUGGACACUGACCACGGCUAGGUGCUACUCUAUUGCUUUACAUGUAUUAAUUCACGUAAUUCUCCCUAAUGAAAGGGAGCUAUGAUGAGGCCCAUCUUACAAUGAGAGUACUGAUGUACUGAAGCUCCCAGGGCCCUGUGGAGUAAGUGCCAGAGGUGGAAACUGGCGAGACAGAUGGAGAAAAUGAGUCUUGACCCCUACCUCAUACCAUACAGAGAAAUUAAUUCGAGAUGAAUCUUAGGCCUAAAUGGGAAAACUAAAAUAAAUGCUUGGGCAGCCAGUCCAGAAUCAUUUAUUACAAAGACAUUCAUUUUCCUCAUUGAAUUGCAUCAGUGCUUUUGUGAAACAAACCAAAAAACUCAAGUAAACCAAGGCAUCAGAUUUAAAAACACACUGUAAACAUACAGUAGGUCAAAACAGCAUGAAUAAACCUCAGAAAUCAAUCAACCACAACACAAAGUUCACAAAGAAAUCAAAUAUAUGGGGAUUUUGUCUGCUAAAAGAGCAUUUCAAAGCAGUAGGAAAAAGAUGAAUUGCUGACAAUCAGUAUUAGAACAAGUGGGUAGCCACCUGGAAAACAGUAAAGUGGGACCCCGGCCUUUUAUUUAUACCAAAUUAAAUGCCAGUUGGACCAAAGAUUUAAGAGUUAAAAAUGAAACCAUACAAAUAUUGUAAAAAAAAAUGGGAGAAAAAAAUUUUAUUUAUGUUCUUAGAGUAGGGAAGUCCUUUCUUAGGCAUGACCUAAAAUCAAGAAGCCACAUUAAAGGGACUUUCCUGGUGGUCCAGUGGGUAAGACUCCACGCUCCCAAUGCAGGGGGCCUGGGUUCGAUCCCUGGUCAGGGAACUAGAUCCUGCUUGCUGCAACUAAUAGUUCGCGUGAGGCAACUAAAGAUCCCACGUGCCACAACUAAGACCUGGCGCAGCCUAAAUUAAUUAAUUUAAAAAAAAAAAGAA